Messenger RNA from Humulus lupulus (European hop), 588 nucleotides. Its product is annotated as protein FAR1-RELATED SEQUENCE 5-like. The coding region runs from base 1 to 588 and encodes 195 amino acids. The transcript is spliced from 2 exons. Lineage: Eukaryota; Viridiplantae; Streptophyta; Magnoliopsida; Rosales; Cannabaceae. The record is from RefSeq and is a predicted model, not a curated record.
AUGGACAACGUAGGAAGUUUGCCCGAAACAUCAAAUUGGGAAAAUAUACUACAAUCUUUGGGGAUUGAGAAACUUGCAAAUGAUAUUGAGAUAGAGAAUGUCAAGGGAAAGGUUUUGGAAUCCUUUGAUGAGUGGGAGAAAUUUUAUUACACAUACUCUUUGCGGAUAGGCUUCAGCGUUCGCAAAGCAGAUGUUAUCGCAAAGACAUGGAAAUUGACAAGGCCGGUGAGAGAAAAUGAAAAACAGCUAUUACUAGGACAGGUUCUCAAGCCAGUUUUUCGAGUGAUAAUGAUGGGAGAUGAUGGUCUGUGGAUUUGCAAGAAAUUCCAAACUUUGCACAACCAUGACACGACUGCAUUAGAUGAGUUGCGAUUUCUGAGAUCAAACCAUUACGUGCCAGAAUCCCUAGUUGUUCAAGUGAGGUCAAUGAACAAAGUUGGGAUAAGAACUUCAUACAUCAUCUCCCACUUGACAAUGCAGUCUGGUGGGUACGAAAGGAUGACUUGCCAGCUACAAGACGUUUACAACAAGGUCGCCCACGUCAAAAGGAAAGAGAAAAGAUGUACAGAUUCAGAUGGUGCUUUGUAA